Messenger RNA from Centropristis striata (black sea bass), 5960 nucleotides. RefSeq names its product tripartite motif containing 45 (gene trim45). Gene Ontology annotation, molecular function: zinc ion binding; protein binding; ubiquitin-protein transferase activity. The coding region runs from base 10 to 1779 and encodes 589 amino acids. The record is from RefSeq and is a predicted model, not a curated record. Gene Ontology annotation, cellular component: nucleoplasm; chromatin. Gene Ontology annotation, biological process: positive regulation of DNA-templated transcription. The transcript is spliced from 8 exons. NCBI's taxonomy places the organism in Eukaryota, Metazoa, Chordata, Actinopteri, Perciformes, Serranidae.
AAACACACAAUGUCUGAGUGUGAGGAGAAGAAAAACACGCCGCAGCCGACGUUAGGUUCGAAGCAUGAACACAACGGAGUCUCUGUGAACCCCAGAGCGGUUUGUAACGUGUGUAAACGCUUGUACCGGGACCCGAAAAUCCUCCCGUGCCUGCACACCUUCUGCUCAGACUGUGUCGGCCAGCUGGAGCCCUUCUCUUCUCGCAGCCAACGGGACGACGCGGAAACCAGCAGCAGCAGCAGCCGGGGCGAAGCGGCGGGGGAGGACCGGGCCGCCGUCACCGUCACGGUGCUCUGCCCUGACUGCGACUCCGAGGUGGACCUUCCUCCGUCGGGACCGGCCGGACUGAGCACCGACCACUUGGCGUUGGACGAAGUGUUCCUGGAGACCCUGGUGACCGACGGCCCGCUGGGAUGCGACCUGUGCGGCGAAACAGGCGCCGAGAACCGCUGCGACGUCUGCUCCGUCAACCUGUGCGCGUUCUGCUGCCAGGCGCACAGGCGUCAGAAGCGGACAGCGUCUCACUCCGUUCAGUGUCUGGAGGAGCUGAAGUCUCGAGGUCGCCUGUGCCGUCCCGUCCUCUGCUCCUUCCACCCGGGCCAGGAGCUGCGGCUCUUCUGUCAGCCCUGCGACCUGCCCAUAUGCCUGGAGUGCGCCGCCACGCUGCACCGCGACCACCGCUGCUGCCCCACCCACGAUGUCAUCGAUCGUCAUGGUGACCGCAUUCGGGAGCUGGUCACGCUGCACCUGAGACCUCGGACGGAGCGUCUGAAGGAAUCUCUGCAGAAGGUGGAGGUAUCCCAGGAGGCUUUGCAGGCUCGUGUAGAUGCAACAGCGAACGAGGUGAGGGCGUUUGCACGAGCAUAUGCCAGCGCUGUGGAGGCACACUGUCUGUCUCUGCUGCACCGCCUGGAGGAGCUCCGCGUCCAACGCAGGAACCAGCUCCACCUGCAGAGGGCGCAGCUGCAGCAGGCUCUGCUGGAUAUCGGCGGCGGCGUGGAGUUCGCAGAGAGACUGCUGAUGUGUGGCUCGGACACAGAGAUCCUCAGCGCCAAAGGGGUGACCCUGAGGAGGCUGACCAGCCUGGCGGAGAGCGGCUACAACCCCCACCCGGCAGCCGUUGCCCCCGAUGACGGCAACGGUAUCUGCUUCAUAGCCAAAGUGCCGGCAGGGGAGGUGGACGGAUACCCAGUGAUCGGGGUCAUUAACUCCAAGACAGUGGACCUCAGCAAGUGCACCAUCGAAGGUGAAGGUCUGCAGAGGGGCCGGGAGGGUCAGCAGGGCAGCUUCACCCUGGUGUGCCGAGACUCUGCUGGGGAGCAGGUGGAGAGAGGUGGAGAUCAUGUUCUGGUCAGCAUCGUUCACAAAGAGAAGAAGAACUGCUUGGUGGAGACAACAGUGGUUGACAACAGCGAUGGAUCCUACAGUGUUUCAUACACACCUGAAGAACCUGGAGCCUACUCAGUGUGGGUUUGUGUCAAAGCUCAACACGUCAAGGGUUCUCCGUUUCCUCUGAACGUGAAGAGGAAGUUGAGGCGCCACAGCGGGACGUUUCACUGCUGCUCUUUCUGCUCCAGUGGAGGAGCCAAAGAGGCUCGCUGUGGCUGUGCAGGAACCAUGCCAGGAGGAUUUAAAGGUUGUGGUCACGGUCAUAAAGGACACCCCGGGAAGCCCCACUGGUCUUGUUGCGGCUGCACAGUGGAGCAGUCUGAGUGUUUGCCUCAGAGCGUGCUGGCCGCAGUUUCCCCCCGCGGCCACCUGCGGACAGUGGAGCUGUGAGGGGACAUAGAGACGAGGACCUGUCCACAGGAUGCACGUUAAUAAUGGGCGGGAGAAACAGAAAGGUCAGAGUGCCCUGAAAACCUUGGUGUGAAUCCUGAAAAGGUCAGAAAUGGAAAGUGAGGCAGGACUUUUCAUUGUUUGAGACAAACAUCAGACUGAGAGCUAAAGACUGAAGCUGCGUCUACACUAAUAUGUUUUCAUUUGAACACAUAACUUUAUCCACAGUACUCCAGCAAUCCCCUAAAACAGAGACUUCUGAAAACUCUGGAUUGUGUUUUAGUGAAUACAGGCUGAACUAUAAUGCAGACUCUUGCAUUCGCCUCCUGCUUUUCAAUCAUGACAGUGUAUUUUCACUCUUGUCCCAUCCUAUCCUGACAAAAGAACUCCUGUUAAGUCCCAAUGAUCCCAUGAAAAAGUAACACAAAAAGUUUUAUCUUGUACCAAAAUGCCUUUUCUAUCAGGCACAAAAGCAUAAAAAAUACAUUGGCCAGGUUUCCCUUCACUUUUUCUUCUUGAAAACUCCGGAAUGUGUUUAAGUCCUGACUUGGAGAAAUGGUAACUUUUGAAAACUAUAAUGCAGACUGGUGGAUUUGCUUCACUUUCAGUCAUAACCUGUCCCGUCAUCAGCAAAGACUCCUGUCCCGUGCUGUUGGCGUAUUAAAAUCCAAAAUGCAUUUCCCAAAGGACAUAAAAACAUAAAAAAACACAAUGUCCAGAGGUCCGUACAGCUUUUCUUAUAACUGGCCAAUUGUUAGAUCCCUGUUUCUCACACUUUUGGAGGUAUGAAGUCUGUCAGUGACUAUUAUUAUUUAUAAAUGGACCUACUGUUACUAGGAUUCCUGAGAAAAUGUCAGCCUCUAAUUCUGACCCUUUUCCAAAACACAACAAACAACAUCAUCUUCGUAACCACGUAUCUGAACUCGGGUCGCAGGAGGCUGGAGCUGAUCCCAACUGGAAUUGGGCAAGAAGUGGGGUGCCACCUGGACAGGUCGCCAGGCUAUCACAGGGCUGACACACAGAGGCAGACAACCAUUCACGCUCUCAUUCACUCCUACAGGAAAUUUAGAGUCACCAAUUGAACCUAAGCUGCAUGUUUUUGGACUGUGGGAGGAAGCUGGAGGACCCGGUGAGAACCAUACUGACACAGGGAGAACAUGUAAACUCCACACAGAAGAGCAGCAAACUGGAUUUUAACCUGCGAUAUAUUUAUAUGGAUACAUAUAUAUAUAUAUCUAUAUAGAUAUAGAUAUGGAUAUAGAUCAAUAACUGACUAACUAUUAUGAUUCCUGUCCAGACCUCAGCCUUGAUUCAACACAUAUCAAGAAUUAGACGAGCUGCUGACCUUGUUGUUCAUGUCAGUCAUUUUGCUUUUUUUCAAAGCUACGUGUGCAGAAGGAAAGAUUUUAUUUGAGCCAUUACAGACCAUUGCUGUGGCCAGAACUGGCCAUGUGAUAUAUGUUUUCAGGUAUGUUAACAUGAGUUUGUUUCUUGUUAUUUCUGAAACGAUGCUAAAACAUUCACGUGGAUGGAAAUCAUUUAAUAAUUUUUUUUUGUCUGAAGAAUGAAAACAUAUAAACAUGGACAUGGCCUGUGCUUCAGAGUGCCUUUUGUGUCAAAGCUCUGCCUGUGAGAAGGCAAAUGAAAAGCUGCAGUGUGUGUUGCCUCCUGAAUCAAACUUGUUAAAAGCCUCGCUGAAGGCAAAUCAAUCGAUCUGAGCAGAGACGGAGCACCGGACGUCCUUUUACCUUAAAACUGCUGAAAUCACUGUUUUAAAUCUCAAAUAGAACCACUGAGAAUCACCAGACUGUUGAACUGUAUUUAACUUUUUUGUAUUUUUUUGUAUCCUUCAGUAUCUUUUUUUAAAUAUUGUGCCUCAAAAACACAAAAAAUAUGAAAAAUAAUUUUUAUUAAUCUUCACUGAUUGUUGUUAUUUGAAAGUACACUGAAAAAGAGAAGCUGUGAUCCAGGAUAACCCAUCAUGUUUAUAGUUUAACAUAGAAUCAGGUUUAUUGCCAAGUAGGUUAAAUACAAGAAAUAUGCCUUUUUGUUUUGGUGCAUAACAAUAAACAUAGUUAUAGAAAAUCAAAGACAAAACAUGAAUAAAUAGGAAAAACUGUCAAGAAAAAAUUAAAAAGGAAUUCUUAAAAGGAUAAUAUGAUGGAUGGUUUCGUACAGUAAUUACAGUAAUCCAGUAAGUGAUUCUGGAGUCAUUACUGGUAUAAAAUAGAGCCUGCCAGAUAAAAUAUUAUCAGCCAAUGUUCAGAUAAUUGCAGAUUAUUUGUAUCAGCAAAUAUCUGAGCCAAUAAGAAGCAAUAAAUUACAGAACUGAAAUUCUGAUGAUUUGUUUCGGGUGAUUUUCCAACAGAGAGCACAGACGGUGAGUCUAUAUUCUAACUUUAAAAUGCCCUAAUAUGAAUACCUUGUUCAUUACUCUUUCAUGUAUAUCCAAAUGUAAGGUAACCUUUUCAAAAUGUUUGUUUUGAAGAAAUCCAAGUAGUGAAACUGUUGUGUUCUAAGAAAUAUAUUUUAAUGUUAAUUCAUGAUACAUUAUUGGUAAAUCAACAAAUUUCCCCAAUAAAUACCAAGUAAUUAGAGUACUAUUAUUAUUUCUUCUUUAUUAUUUCUUCUACUUCAGGUGUCAAAUAAAUGCUUAAGAUACCAGUAGCCUUAACGUGUUACAGAAACCAAUGAAAUACUUCAUUUGAAACAUUUUUUGCUAUUUCAUUCGAUUCCCGUCAUGUGAAUAAAAACAUUUAAUAUCAUGAAAUGCCACCAGCAGCAUUAAACCUCAUCCAGAUUUAUUUUACACACGACCAGAUCUGGGCACAAAAGUAUCAAAUGUUAUUUGACUGAAGAAGUUUUGAUACUACUUACUUGAAACCAACCUUUGCUUUAAAUAAUUACUUUUUAUUUAUUUAUUUUUUAAAUCACUGCAAAUUAUCUAGUAAAACUUGGUAAUGAUUAUAUGAAAUAGAAGCAUUUGCACCAGUGACAGUUUGAAACAUCAAUCAAUUUUACUUGGAAUGUUGUUAUGAAACAUAAUUUUGGUUGUUUAUUGCAUCAUAAUGUCAAAUUUAAUGUGAUGAAAAAGUGAAACGGUUCAUUUACGGUAUGUUCUGUAUAUGAAUAUGUUAUUUACCACAAGUGUAUGGUGAUAGAAAAGCUUAAAAAUGCUUGCAAAGUGACUGGAGAAGUUUUGAUUCUACUCACUACUGAAGUAAUAAUUUUAGUCAAUACUUUAUACUAAAACCCAUCCUUUACUUCAAGUAAUAAUUUUUUUUCCUCUCCUUUUUUAAUCACUGCAAAUUCUCUAGUAAAAAAUUUUAAUUAUUGUGUGAAAUAGAAGCAUUAGCACUAGUAACUAUAUUUUUGUGUAAUAUUCAGAUUAUAAAUACUUACCCACCAAAUAGUGUGAUAUAGUAAAAAACAAAUACUAUUUACUGCACCUAAUAGGCCUUAAAGAUAUUUCACCUACAGUUGGUUAAAAUAUCUUUAUCUUUUCAAUAGCUAGUAAAUAGAAUGCAACCAUACUCUUAUUAUGAUUAUAAUCCAUUGAUUAGUAAAUGAAUUCCCCUGCUCUGUUUGUGGAUAUUUGUGUUUUAAUUGUCAUAUUCACAGCAGGAAGGUGAGCUGAAUCCAGACAGCAGAGCCUGUAAACUCAUUAUUCUUCAGACUGUUUAAUAAUGUGAAUCACGACCUGUGGCUUCUGCUCUGAGCACGUAAAGACUUUACAUAUCAAUCUCAAGUGUAUUCGUGUUUUUAAUGAGGAGAAAUUCUGUCAAACCUGCACAGAAUCCUGUUUUCUCUCCAGUUUCAUUAACAGCCCGACUCACUUUAUCUGUGAAACACUGUGACCUGCCUCCUGUCUGAGCACAGAGCUGCUCCUCUCCAGAGCCCGUGGCACCGCGCCGACUUAAACACACGACCCCGGAGCUCAUAAUGAGCCUCUGAAUGCCUUUGUGUAUUUUCUGCAUCCUGAGUGUGAGUCCACAUAUCUUGUUUUUGUUUUUUUUUACUGCUAAUGAAGCGUGAAAUAGACCUAUGCAAAUACUUGAGGACUAAUCUUUUUUAUCUGUAGUCCAAUAAUCAACACGUUGCUGCUGCUCACACUCACUGUAAAUUAAUCUAAUUAGUGUUUUAUUCUGCUUCACAUUUCACUUGUUACUGAAACUUUUAAG